AUGCGCAUUGACCUCACGGAUGCUGACGGAGACAAGCUCUUUGCGGAGUACGGAAAUUUUAGCCUGACGAACAGUUCCGAUUCCUACCGACUUUUACUCGGUGGAUAUCGCGGAUCGGUAGGAAAACUGAUGUACUUCUUUAAACAUCCUAACGAGGUUGGGUCACGUCAUGCUGGUCAGCAGUUUACAACCAAAGAUGUGGACCGCGACAAGUGGGGUGGAAACUGUGCGAGUUACACUGGUGGGGGAUUUUGGUUAGACGAAUGCUGUAUCGCCUGUCUCAAUGGCAAAUAUAGACAGAUCAACGGGAAUUUAUGUAUGGGCUCUGUGAUUGGUGACAUUGUGCUGCACUGUGUUCAACGGACAGAGAUGAAGUUCCGGCCGGCAUCAGCCAUGUCUCUGACCCCCGGGAACUACACGGAACCCCCGCCCCAUUCCUCAAAGCAGUAA
Messenger RNA from Liolophura sinensis, 450 nucleotides. Its product is annotated as fibroleukin-like. NCBI's taxonomy places the organism in Eukaryota, Metazoa, Mollusca, Polyplacophora, Chitonida, Chitonidae. Gene Ontology annotation, cellular component: fibrinogen complex. The record is from RefSeq and is a predicted model, not a curated record. Gene Ontology annotation, molecular function: protein-macromolecule adaptor activity; extracellular matrix structural constituent. Gene Ontology annotation, biological process: fibrinolysis; positive regulation of heterotypic cell-cell adhesion; blood coagulation, common pathway. Bases 1 to 450 code for a protein of 149 amino acids. The transcript is spliced from 3 exons.